Syngnathoides biaculeatus (alligator pipefish) is the source of this 2081-nucleotide messenger RNA. RefSeq names its product cyclin Dx (gene ccndx). Gene Ontology annotation, molecular function: cyclin-dependent protein serine/threonine kinase regulator activity. The record is from RefSeq and is a predicted model, not a curated record. Lineage: Eukaryota; Metazoa; Chordata; Actinopteri; Syngnathiformes; Syngnathidae. The transcript is spliced from 5 exons. Gene Ontology annotation, biological process: regulation of cyclin-dependent protein serine/threonine kinase activity; mitotic cell cycle phase transition; positive regulation of G1/S transition of mitotic cell cycle. Gene Ontology annotation, cellular component: nucleus; cytoplasm; cyclin-dependent protein kinase holoenzyme complex. Bases 1010 to 1924 code for a protein of 304 amino acids.
CCUAGGACCUCAGAACUGUGAGGCCAACGCUUUCCAGCUGAUCCACAGUGCUGCCCUUCACAGCGUGUCAUCUCAGACGAACGCUCAUAUUUGUGGGAGAGAGCUGGCACUUAUACCAGCUAACUUCGGGCGAAGGCAGACUACACCCAGAACUGGUCACCAGCCAGUCAGAGGGCAGGUUAUCGACACCCACCACCACUGAGCGGGAAUCGAUCCCACGCUGCCUGCCCCAAAGGUAGGCGUGUGUACCACUACACCAUCAGUGACUCCCCUAUUAUUAUUAUUUUUAUCCAUCCACCUAUCCAUUUUCUUUUGCCACUUAUCCUCACGAGAGUCACGGGGAGUGCUGGAGCUUAUCCCAGCUGUCAACGCGCAGGAGACAGGGUACACCCUGAACUGGUUGCCAGCCAAUCGCAGGGCACAUGGAGACAGACGACAGUCGCACUCCUCACAAUGAAGCGUAGGGGCAAUUUAGAGUGUCCGAUUAAUGUUACAUGUUUUUGGGAUGUGGGAGGAAACUGGAGUGCCCGAAGAAAACCCACGCAGGCAUGGGGAGAACCUGCUAACUCCACAUAGGUGCGUCCGGGAUUGAACCCAGGACCUCAGAACUGUGAGGCCAACGCUUUACCAGUGCUGUUGUAAACAAAUACCAUGUGGCUAUUGUCAUCCAUUCCCAUUGUCAGAGUGUGGAGAUGACCUUUUUCUUCUCCCUUUUCACGGUCGAUCUCAAGCUGUCGCCCCGCCACUCCUUCUCUUGUCUGCGCCGUCGGCUGAGCCCCGCCCCGGCCCCCUCGCCUUUCGCCCCUGCCCCUACCACCAUCCCCGUAUGCCCCCCUACUCUUCCCUGGCCCACCUGUUGAAGCAAUUGUUUUCUUCACAGUUUAUGUCUGCCCACGGGUGCCGCCCUCCUUCAGGCUCUCUCUUUCUUCCUCAUGCUUAUAAAAGGAAGCUGAGGAUUCUCUCCUGCUUCAGUUGAACUUUUUUUUAGCCAGCACAUUUCAUAGCCAGCAUGCAGAUGGACGACAGAAGUGUGUCGCUGUGGUGCGAGGAAACUGAAGAGGACUACCAGGACCAGGUACCCAAGAGAGUCACGAGAACAGGGGUCACAGGUGGUCUGCGGGCCGCCUGGGACCCGUCGGUGUCGGGGAGGCGUGUGAUCCAGAGGUUGCUUCACGUGCAGGAACGAUAUGCACCCUCGCCACUCUACGUGAGUCUCAUACAGCAGGAACCAGAAAGACGAGAUGAGCUGGCCAAAUGGACGCUGCAGGUUUGCUGCGAUUGUGGCUGCGACGAGGCCGUUUUCCCGCUGUCUGUCUCCCUGAUAGACCGGUUUCUGUCGGUCACAUUGUCAACACCAAUUUCUCUGUACUGCCUGGCAUCCGCAUGCAUUCUCAUCGCCUCGAAGCUGAGUGAGUGUGACAACAUAAGCUCAGAUGCCCUCUGUGCCACCGCGGAGUGCAACUUCCUGCCAAUCAACCUGCGGGAAAUGGAGCGCAUUGUCCUGGCCACCCUACGCUGGGACACGGCUGCUGUGACGCCUCAGGACUUCCUGCCGCACUUCCUGGCCUUGCUGGAGGAGAGGCGCGAGGAGGAUAGCACCACUCUGAGGCGGCACAGCGACACGUUGGCGGCCAUGUGCACGUGUGACUCACGCUUCCUGGGGGCGCCGCCCUCCCUGGUGGCCGCUGCCUCACUCAACUGCGCCCUCCGGGGCCUGGGCAACAGGGGGCGCUCUCGGCUCUACCUGCUCAGUUUAACGCUCGCCGAGGUGUGCCAGUCCGACCUGGUGGUGCUGCAGUACUACAGCGAGAUGAUCGAGCGCACCCUCCGCCAGCGUCUCAGCGGCAGGCCGGUAGACAAAGGUGACGAGAUGGAGGACGAGAGAUCUUGCACGCCCACUGACAUGAGAGAGAUCGAUUUCUAAAGCUUUGUUGUUGUCCACAUUGCAAGUGUGGACCAAUCAAAUGUCGUCGUCAUCAGUUAAACUGAUACAAAUGAAGACCUCAACAUAGCAUAUUUUUAUACACUGAAUUGAUGACUUGUGUUGUUAAUUUAAAUGUUUGCAUUAUUUAUUAACCAGA